Messenger RNA from Pistacia vera, 849 nucleotides. Its product is annotated as peroxisomal and mitochondrial division factor 1-like. The record is from RefSeq and is a predicted model, not a curated record. The transcript has 2 exons. The coding region runs from base 1 to 849 and encodes 282 amino acids. NCBI's taxonomy places the organism in Eukaryota, Viridiplantae, Streptophyta, Magnoliopsida, Sapindales, Anacardiaceae.
AUGACUGAGAACGAAAUUCAACGGAAGAGAGAACGAGGCUUGUGUUUCAGAUGUGAUGCUAGAUUUGUUCAAGGGCAUAGAUGUGGGAAAAAACAAUUCCAAGUGAUAUUGGUUGAUGAAGAAAUUGAGGACGAGCAAGGCGAUAAAAGAGUGGAGGAGCAGGGUGGUGUUGGGAGAGAAUUAAAAAAACUAACUAUUGAAAUUGAAGGAUCUGAAGAGGAUAAGAAAGUUUUCGAAUCAAUUGCUGCUCGAGCGGUUGAAUUGGAAAUUGAGGUUUCGAGACUCCAAAAUGACCUGAUCACCGCGAUGAGCGAAGGGGAUGAGGCGAGUGCUGAGGUGGCAGAGUUGAAGAAGAGUCUGGGAGAGAAGGUAGUGAAAUUGGAGGGACUUGAGAAAGAAAUUGAUGGGUUGAAGAGUGAGAAAGCUGAUAGUGAGAAGAAAGUGAGGGAGUUGAAAAGAAAAGUUGGGACUUUGGAAGUGAGGGAAUUGGAAGAGAAGAGUAAAAGGGUAAGAGUUAAAGAGGAAAUGAGUGAAAAAAUUGAUGACAAAGAGAGGGAAAUUAGUGGGUUUAAGAAGAAAGUUAAUGUUUUGGAGUCUGAAUUGGAUAAGUGGAAGGUUGAGAAGAAGUCAAUGGAGGGAAGUUUGAAGGAAUCCGAGAGCAAAUCCAAGGAAAUGGAGGCCAAGAUUUCUGAGUUGGAGAAAGAGGUUGAUGAAGCGAAGAUGGUGAUUAGUGGACUCAAGGAGAAGACAUUGGAUGGUUUUAAUGGGAAUGUGAGGGAUUUUAAACCCUUUAUUGAUGAUGGAUGGAAGAAGUCAAACUUGCAAUGGCUGGUUUUAAUGGGAAUGUGA